Molecule: messenger RNA, 860 nt
Organism: Struthio camelus australis
Lineage: Eukaryota; Metazoa; Chordata; Aves; Struthioniformes; Struthionidae
Gene: LYPLAL1
Product: lysophospholipase like 1
Biological process (GO): protein depalmitoylation
Cellular component (GO): cytoplasm
Molecular function (GO): carboxylic ester hydrolase activity; palmitoyl-(protein) hydrolase activity
Source: RefSeq, a predicted model, not a curated record
CAAGGAGCAAGAACAUGGAUAAAACAAAUUUUGAAUCAAGACAUGGCUUUCCAACAUAUAAGAGUAAUUUACCCCACAGCUCCUGCCAGCUUCCUUUGUCUUAAGAUGGAGAAGAUUUGUCCCAAGUAACAAAAGCCACAGACGUAUUAUUUCUUCAGUACGUUUUCAAGUUUACCUUGGAUUCCUGAUGCGUCUUAUGCUGCCUGUGUGUUACCGUACCGCAAAGCUUCAUAGUCAAGCUGCAUUGAACCUCACUUUUAACACAAGAUAUGCUUUGGACUACAGAAUUUUGAAUUAUGCUUCUGAUUUGAAAAGGCCAUAUACACCUAUGAAAGGAGCCCUUUCCACUGUGUGGUUUGACAGAUACAAGAUCUCCAAUGACUGUCCAGAACACAUUGAAACUAUUGAUGCUAUGUGCCGUGGACUUACGGACUUGAUCAAUGAUGAGAUUAAAAAUGGCAUCACAAAGAAUAGGAUACUAGUAGGAGGCUUUUCGAUGGGAGGCGGAAUGGCAAUGCAUUUAGCAUAUAGGUUUCAUCAAGAUGUGGCAGGAGUCUUUGCUCUUUCUAGUUUUCUCAAUAAAGAAUCUGCUGUUUACCAGGCUUUGGGCAGAAAUGAAGGUGUCCUUCCAGAAUUAUUUCAGUGUCAUGGAACGGCUGAUGAACUAGUUCUUUGCUCUUGGGGUGAAGAGACUAACAAGAUGUUAAAGUCACUGGGGGUGUCAGCAUCAUUCCACACUUUUCCAAACCUUAAUCAUGAAUUAAGCAGAACUGAAAUAGAAAAAUUAAAAACCUGGAUUGUAAAGAAACUGCCCAUUGAAGAAGCAAAGACAAAUGAAUAAAAGAUACAGCUUUCGUGUA